Molecule: messenger RNA, 1884 nt
Organism: Rotaria sordida
Lineage: Eukaryota; Metazoa; Rotifera; Eurotatoria; Philodinida; Philodinidae
Source: the annotation of a GenBank genome assembly
AUGUUACGGUUAAAUAUUCGACGUACUGAACAGGAAACUGUUAGUUUCAAUUUUAUCGAUGAUCUUUCAUCGUUUUCUAGCAAUCAAACAAAUAAACAAGAAGCAGCAUUUAUGUAUAUGCAAUUAUUGAAAGAUAUAUUUAUUGAAAUGAAAGAUGAUAGUAAAAGUGAGAUGAUAUUAUUUUGUCGACAGCAAUAUGCAGAUAAUUACUAUGCCCUACAAUUUAUUAAUGAUUUUGAACAAAAUUAUGAAUCACAUCAAGCUAUAAACUGGUAUACACGCGAAAGUUUUCUCUAUAAAAUUCUAAAUAAAGCACUUCGAACACAAGAUAUCGAAGUAUUAUAUAAAAUCCGAAUAUUUAUUCGAAAUUUACAUUUUCAUUUACUCGAAUGUUUUCAUGAACAGAAAAACAAUUCGACAACACGAUUACUCUAUAGAGGUCAACGUAUGUCGAAUAGUGAAUUUAGAAAAAUUCAAAAUAAUAAAGGUGGACUUCUUUCUAUUUCAAACUUUUUCUCGACUACAGAAGAUAAAUCAGUUGCUAUGAUUUAUGCAGGUAUUUCAAAUGAUGAUGAAAUAGCUAUGAUGUUUGAAAUCAAAAUAGAAUCAUCUCUAACUGAAAUAACGAGCCCAUUUGCCAAUAUACAAGAAUUCAGCAAUUUCGGACAAGCUGAAAAAGAAUGGUUGUUUUCAUUUGGUUGUGUUUUUCGAAUAGUCGACAUUAAACAAAAUAUUGAUAAUCAACCUUGGUAUAUUCAUUUAGUUUUAACCAAUGAAUUUGAUAAACAAUUAAAGAUGAUGACUGAACAUUUUCGAAGUGAUAUUUCAAUUGGAUUACUUUUACCUAUUCAUUCUCUAGGCAAAUUAUCGUAUAAAAUGGGUAUUUACAUGCCUGCUAUUGAAUAUUAUGAAAUGGCUCUAAAAUCUGAAUCAUCAUGGCGAGGAAAAAUUAUGAUUCUCAAAGAAAUUGGACAAACCUAUGAACGUCUUGCUCUUUUUGAUAAUGCACUUGCUUGCUUUUCUAAAGCAAUUACUAUGCAUGAGAAACUGAAUGAUAAACAAACAAAUGAUUAUCAUAGAUUAGCAGCAACCUAUGUCGGUAUGGCUGCUAUCUUUACAGCUAAACAAGACAAAAAUCAAUCUUUGAAUUAUUUAAAUGAAGCACUCAAUACAGAAAUAAAACUUGAACAGCCUAAUAAGGAGACUCUUCUUAAUUGCUACAAUGAUAUCGGUUUUAUCCAUUUUACAGAACAAAAAUACGAUGAAUCCCUAUUCAAUUAUCAAAAGGCUCUAGAUAUUGGGAUAGAAAUCUAUCCAGCAACACAUCCAGAUAUUGGUACUAUAUAUAUGAAUAUUGGUAAUGUAUACCAAGCACAGAAACGUUAUGAAGAUGCGUUAGAAAAUAUGAGAAAAUCACUUGACAUACAACUCACGUCUCUUCCAGUUGACCAUCCGGACGUUGCUCGAUCGUUUAAUAACAUAUCUGGUAUCUAUCAUUCGAUGGGCCACUACGAAGAUGCAUUGACUUAUUGUAAAAAUGCAUUGAAUAUCUAUAUGAAACGUAUGCCAGAGAACCAUCCUAAUCGUGCCGUUUUAUAUAAUAAUAUGAUAGAACUCUAUGAUAAGUUAGGUCAAUUGAAUGAAUCAUUAGAUUAUCAGUAUAAAAAGUUAGAUAUCUAUCUAGCAACAUUACAACCCGAUGAUGCCAAAAUCGGUAUUACUUAUAAUACAAUAGCUGCUACUCUAGCCGCUUUACGUCGAUUUGACGAAGCAGCAGAGUAUGCUUUGAAAGCUGUUGACUUUACUACACGAGUUUUUGGUGCAAAUCAUCCUGCGACAAAAACUUGUGCUAAGAACUUGGAGGAAAUAUUAAAUUGUCAGUAG